Molecule: messenger RNA, 3037 nt
Organism: Drosophila nasuta
Lineage: Eukaryota; Metazoa; Arthropoda; Insecta; Diptera; Drosophilidae
Gene: DIP-gamma
Product: Dpr-interacting protein gamma
Exons: 11
Coding region: 1331-2581 (416 amino acids)
Cellular component (GO): neuron projection
Source: RefSeq, a predicted model, not a curated record
GUUGCAGUCGGUCGCAUUAAACGGAAGCUGAACGCCAAAAAAGUUGCCGUCGUCUCUUCAUUAUUCUACUGCUGAGUGUCGCGCGUGUGUUUUGCCGAGAGACGCGACGCGAGUUUUGUGUGUCGCGAGAUUUCCGCGCGCGACUUUUUUAGUGCAACUUGCGGCCAGGCGAAAGGCAAAGCUAAAAGGCAACCCCAAGCUGCGACUGACUCACACUCGAACACACACACAGACAAAUGUGUGUGCGUGCAAAUUUGCCGGCAUUUCAGCAUUGCUGUUGUUGUUGCCGUUGCCUAUUGUAGUGACAGUCUCAGUCGCAGUCACAGUCACAGUCAAAGUCCUCGACGCGCGGUCGUGGCAUGCUGAAUACUUGACAUUUUCGCCGCCAAAUUGUGUGCGAUUUCUUCAGGCUGUGGCUGUGUGGCUUUCGCUCUGACAUUGGCAUGAACGUGGCGCCACAACAGCUGCCCCUGCCUCCUCCCAGUUGCCUGCUUCUUCUUCUUCUGCAACGAUUGACUGGCAAACAAAUUUUGCAAUUCAAUUUCUAUUGUGCAUUGUGUGUGUGUGUGCUUGCUGUGUGUGCGUGUGUGUGCGCAUCGUUUGCUGUCAAUUGAAAGUAAUUCGCAUAAAAAUUGAAAAUUGCAUGCAAAUUAAAUAAAUAGACAACGCGACAAAUAUUCGAGAAAAAGUACAAUAAAAACAUCAUAACAGAAAAGCAUAAAAAAAAGCAAGAAAGAAAGAAAGAAAUAGGAUAUUCAAAUGACAGUUUUGAGUUGAGUUCGCAAUCAAAGCAAAUGUCAUUAGCACGCGCCACGUCAACAACAUCGAGAAGGAACAACAACAACAAGGAUAAGAAGAAGCAUCGCACUUGCAACGGUAGCAGCAUCAUUGACUGGAAUCUGGAUUUGGUGGCAGAACAUUUGCAUAACUUGGCUGCAAGUUCAACGUGCAACACACACACAGAUGUCAACAGCACUUGGGAUUGAUGCAGCUGCAGUAAAAUCAAAGCAAUUGGCACAAACAACGCACAGCAACAGCAACAACCACAACAAUAACAACAAAGUGGCAAAUAGAAAUAGCAAUCGAAAUACAAAAAGAAAUCGAAAUCGAAAUAGAAAAUCGAAAAUUCAAAUGCAAAUAGAAAUUGCGGCGGUCGCAACACAAAAAAAUAGCCAUAAAAUAGCAACGACAACAAGCGGCGGCAACAGCUGCAGCAAAUAACAAACGUCAGCUGCAAAUCGGCAAAAAACAAGCCACAGUAGCAACAACAACAGCAACAACAAUUGAAACAACGACAACAAUCAGCAGUAGCAACAGCAAUAGCAACAAAAUGGAGUGGCAUUUAGGCCCUCUCUUUAUCAUUUUGAUAAUGGCCGCCAAAUGUGGCAGCGGCAAUGGCAUGCCACAGAGUCAGCAACAUCAUGAGUCAAAUUCACAGCUGGAUCCGGAUCCGGAGUUUAUUGGCUUCAUCAACAAUGUCACGUAUCCGGCUGGUCGUGAGGCCGUUCUCGCCUGCUCGGUGCGCAAUCUGGGCAAGAAUAAAGUGGGUUGGCUGCGUGCCUCAGAUCAAACGGUCCUCGCCUUGCAAGGACGCGUCGUGACGCACAACGCCAGGAUCAGUGUCAUGCACCAGGACAUGCACACCUGGAAACUAAAGAUCAGCAAGCUGCGUGAAAGCGAUCGAGGGUGCUACAUGUGCCAGAUCAACACGAGUCCCAUGAAGAAGCAGGUCGGCUGCAUCGAUGUCCAAGUGCCGCCGGACAUCAUUAACGAGGAGUCGUCGGCGGAUUUGGCGGUGCAGGAGGGCGAGGAUGCGACACUCACAUGUAAGGCCACCGGCAAUCCGCAGCCGCGUGUCAUUUGGCGACGCGAGGAUGGCGAAAUGAUUCUCAUACGUAAACCCGGCAGUCGCGAGCUCAUGAAAGUGGAGACAUACAAUGGCUCAUCGCUGCGGCUGCUGCGACUCGAACGUCGUCAGAUGGGCGCCUAUCUCUGCAUUGCCUCCAACGAUGUGCCGCCGGCCGUCAGCAAGCGCGUCUCACUCAGUGUGCAAUUUGCGCCCAUGGUGCGUGCACCCAGCCAGCUGUUGGGCACACCGCUGGGCUCCGAUGUGCAGCUAGAGUGCCAAGUGGAGGCUUCCCCCUCGCCCGUCUCCUACUGGCUGAAAGGCGCACGCACCUCGAAUGGCUUUGCCAGCGUCUCAACAGCGAGCCUCGAGUCUGGCUCGCCGGGUCCCGAAAUGUUGCUCGAUGGGCCCAAAUAUGGGAUAACGGAGAAGCGCGAUGGCUAUCGCGGCGUCAUGUUGCUUGUGGUGCGUUCCUUUUCAGCCUCCGAUGUGGGCACCUAUCACUGCGUCAGCACAAAUUCGCUGGGUCGUGCCGAGGGCACACUGCGGCUAUACGAAAUCAAGCUACAUCCGGGCGCUUCGUCGAGCAACGAUGAGCAUCUAAAUUACAUAGGCGGUCUCGAGGAAGCGACGCGCAAUCUGGCCGCCAGCAGGGAAGCGACCACGUGGCAGCUUUCGCUGCUGUUGUCGAUGCUGCUGUUGCUGCCACUUCGGUUGCCACCGUGGGACGCGUGAUAUCAAAACUGAGCGAGAGCCGGCAAUCAAGUAUUCCUACAGGUGUUAUCCCUCAGUCUCCCUUGAAAAAACACACACAAAACAAAAAAUAUAUAAUAACAAUUCUCUCCAGCUUAAGCUCCCGCUCAAGUUUUCCCUUUUUCCCUAAAAAAAAACUUUUGUUGAACCAUAUCGAUGCAAGGUGAAUGCCAAAAGAAAAAAACAAAAAUAUAUAUAUAGUACAUACAAUACAUAUAUCAUUUACAUACGUAUCACGAUCAAUGUUGUUUCCCCUCCGUCGAACGUCGAAAAGAUAUCAAAAAACAAAAACACAAAUCGAAUGCCAAACUGCCCCCAAAAAAUAAACAAAAAACAAAAAAUAUGUCGCAUAAUGUUAAAUUGCAUAUAAUUAAACACGAAAUACUAUAAAAUAGUGCAUAAAUAUAAUUAACGAAAAAUUAUUGAAUAAAUUAUCGC